GGAUCAUCUCUUCUUCUUCUACGUCUUCAUCAUCAGUCAUCACUACGAAUGGAUCUUACGUUUGAUCAUAGUUUUGUGAAGGUUAAUGGAAUCACUAUGCACGUCGCCGAGAAAAGCCCCUCCGUCGCCGGGAACGGAGCUAUCCGACCUCCGGUGAUACUAUUCCUCCACGGAUUUCCAGAACUUUGGUACACGUGGCGGCAUCAGAUGGUGGCACUAUCUUCGUUAGGUUACCGGACUAUAGCGCCGGACCUUCGUGGUUACGGAGACACCGACGCGCCGGAGAGUGUGGACGCGUACACAAGUCUCCACGUGGUUGGAGAUCUGAUUGGAUUGAUCGACGCCGUGGUUGGAGAUCGGGAAAAGGUGUUCGUAGUGGGACAUGAUUGGGGCGCUAUUAUCGCUUGGCAUCUCUGUCUUUUUCGACCGGAUAGGGUUAAAGCUUUGGUUAACAUGAGUGUGGUGUUUGAUCCUUGGAAUCCUAAACGGAAACCAACCUCGACGUUUAAAGCUUUCUAUGGAGAUGACUACUACAUCUGCAGAUUCCAGGAAUAUGGGGAAAUAGAGUCGGAAUUUGCUAAGGUUCUUAACAUAUCGUAACCCUGGUCUAUCUACUACCUAAAGGAAAACGCUAUGAUGACUCUGUUUCACUUCCCUCUUGGCUAACUGAUUCAGAUGUCAAAUAUUAUGUGUCAAAGUAUGAGAAGAAUGGCUUCACUGGACCAGUAAACUACUACCGAAAUAUGGACCGAACAUGGGAGCUGAUGGGGUCACUAUCAAACGCUAAAGUGAAAGUUCCGGUUAAGUUCAUAAUCGGCGACCAAGAUCUGACAUAUCACAUUCCCGGUAGCAAGAAGUACAUCCACGAUGGCCGGUUUAAGAGCCAUGUCCCGUUGUUGGACGAAGUUGUGGUAAUUAAAGGCGUCGGUCAUUUUAUCCACGAGGAAAGGCCUGACGAGAUAAGUAAACACAUUCACGACUAUUUUCUUACUUUUUAGAGCUAAAUUGUAUUUAGAAAUCACAAACAAAAAGGAAUAAAGAGUUAUAUACAUCUUCCUUAUCAUGUGAAAGGGCAGAGCAAAUAAAACGCUUUAUUUGUCACAAACGAAAACGAUUAAAGCGUUAUAUUUCUUCCUUCUAUAGAAAUCGUUUUCUUGC
Messenger RNA from Arabidopsis thaliana (thale cress), 1158 nucleotides. Its product is annotated as alpha/beta-Hydrolases superfamily protein. The transcript is spliced from 3 exons. Gene Ontology annotation, molecular function: epoxide hydrolase activity; catalytic activity. The record is from RefSeq and is marked reviewed. NCBI's taxonomy places the organism in Eukaryota, Viridiplantae, Streptophyta, Magnoliopsida, Brassicales, Brassicaceae. The coding region runs from base 49 to 600 and encodes 183 amino acids.